Messenger RNA from Durusdinium trenchii, 2146 nucleotides. NCBI's taxonomy places the organism in Eukaryota, Dinophyceae, Suessiales, Symbiodiniaceae. The record is from the annotation of a GenBank genome assembly.
UGCGAUGGGCUGGAUGGGUUUUUUGAAGAGCCGGUUUUGGUGUCUCAGAUUCACAGGCCAUUGGGCCGUUUUUGAUGCACCUUUUGGUCGGAUAGGCGGCACAUGGUUGCAAAAUCUUCACAAAGUAAUCAAUCCAGGAACAGGACCUUUGGCAACCGGUCAUUUGGUUGGGGUUCACUGCAACGCAUUUGUUUCAAACCAUCAGGCAUCUUUCUCCAGGCAGCUUAUCUUUCUCCAGAUAGCCUCCUGAUCGCGGUGUGUUUUUGGCCGAUCUGCACCUGAACCAUCGGCAAUAACAUCAGUUUCUUCCCUCUUCAGACUCACACAAGAUCUGUUCAGGUUCCCAAUCUUUUUUGUUUAUUCUCCUGGGUGCCAGAAGCACACCUUCAUUUGGCUCUUGAAGCGGUCGCUGCUCGGAUGUUCGCCAAGUUUCGGUCGAUGUUCCGCCUGCUGGUGAUCGUGACCUGGCUGCGGUCGUCCGUGACGCCGGUGAGUGCGGCGCCGACCCUGCUGAGCUGCAUCUACGGGUGGGCGGAGUGCCUGGGCCUCCAGGACAGUGAUGGAUUCGAAGAGGCCCAGGAGCUUGGCUGCCCUACUACUGUGGAUGGAAGAUAUGCGGCGAGGACAGAAACUCAAUUGAUGAACCAAUUCUUCUCAGCCUUCCGGAUGAAUAGUGGUCAAUCGAUCGCUGGGUCCACGAUCAUGCCCUAUGGCGACGGCAUGCCGUGCACCUUUAACCCCGCGGAUGACGUGCCAGCCAAGGAGCAGAUUACCUCGCUGGAGGAUAUUCAGGUGACCUUUCCCAAUGGCAGCCGCGCGGUGGUGACUGGUGCAACCUGGCUACCGGCAGUCGAAGGCAACGAGUGGAUGACCCUUUUGCUGUUGGGCAAUUUCGGCUUCAAAGAGGGUGUGAAUCCAGCGUCUGUGGUGAUCGCCAAUUCCAACGCUUACACGGGGCAGGGGCUGCAGUAUGCAGACACUGGCCUGGAUUUGGUCUAUGCUGAGUUGCACGACAUCACAUCCUUUGAUGCGGCGGAUGGUCAGCCAACGUUGCCGCCUUUGUUGAUGCAGAACCCGCAAGUGCAAGCGUCCAUGGCGUUGUUGGCCAAUGACACUUGCAGUGUCCAUUAUCCCUCGACGACGCACGUGGUGCAGGUCGUGAUGAACGGUGGUGUGACGGUGACCUGGAGGAACAACAGCGACUUACCCGAUCACCUGCACCACAAGCCCGGCCACAAGGGUCUCUGGCAGUUGCGCAUUGGACCUAAUGGCCGGGUCCUGAAUGAGGAGGAGUAUGUCGGCAUGGGAGAUAUUUGGGACCCGGACAACAUCGUGGACCUUUGUCUGAAGUUGAACUCCACGACCCUGUUGGAGAUGGUAUCAAAGGGGCUCUAUGUGCGAGUCUUUUCAACCAGGAGCUGCUACUACCUGGUCCCACCCAAAGGCGACUGCUUGAGCCCCCUGGUGACGGCCAACUGUGGAGACUCCGCCACACUGCCGCAGGAGACCUGUGUGAUGGGCACUGGACCGAGCUGCACAGUGGAUGCUGCACAAAGCUACAUGCGCACCUUCACGCCAACCCAGGAGGAGCUGGACAGUCUGAUUUGUGACUUUGACGCUGAACCGCUGAUUGUUCCCAUUUUGCCUGAACAACCAUCCUCCACGAGCUUUGCACCAUCCUCCACCGUCCAGACUUCCGCAACAUCAGCAACAUCCCUAUACAGAGGAGUUUUCAUGACUUUCCUUGUCACGUCUCUAUCGCAGGCGUGAUCUCUGUCUUCUUGCAUGGAACAUGAAUCACAAGUGGUGCUGGAGAACAGAUUGCUCACCAACGGGACAAUGAAUCCCGGUUAAAAAACCCUGACCAUCUGACCCGAAUGCAGGAGGUCUUGUGAGCGUUUGUGAACCUGAAAGCCAUCGGACACCUUUUUGGUCAGAAAACCCCACGAGUCAGUUUCACUCUUCCAUUUGGUCAGUUUCCUCGGUCAGUGGGUCAAUUUAAUUUGCGUGGUUUCACUCUUCCACGGCCAAGGCGGAUGGUCGGUGGAAGACUUGGUGUCUGAAAUUCCAAGCCGCCGUCUUUCAAGCUGCGAAGGAAAACCGUAGGUGCCUGCCAUUCAAAACCUUCAGUGUUCGUCCAGAUACA